UUAUCUCGCUGAAAUACGCAAUGGAAAACUUUAAUAUUCUUUUUUUUCGGAAUGGAGAAAAAAGCUUAGGGUCACCUGUCUUAUUCGAUUCGCGUGGGUCCAUUACCUUACGUAUUGCCAUCCGCGAGUAAUUAACAUAAAAGCGAUAAAUUAAGAACCCCGUGGAACACGACGACAGUCGGCACUUUUGUAUGAGAAAAAACACUUUAUGUUAGAAAAAAAACCGCAAACGCGUUUGUAAAAAAUUUUAACUAAUAAAAAAGUCAAACGUUUAAUUUUUGGUACAAACUAAGUUUGAAUUUGACAUUUCUCGAUAUGAAAGUAACGUAUCAACUUCUUAAUGUAACUUUUUUAAUUGGCCAGAAGCUUUUAUCGCAACAAAGUUAUAUGAUGUUACAGAGAAAAUGUAUAUGCAAUUAACGUAAUGUUACACGUAAUUUCUUAAUCAAUUAUGUAUCAAAUACGUUACUACAGCACGCAGAAAUAAUUGAUAAUAACCGUUUUCAUGUCGGUGUAGAGAUGCUGAUAUUUGUGUACUCAUAAAUUAUUUUCUGAGGAGAUCAGAGGUCAGUGUGCUGAUGUUCCCGAUAUAUCGACAGUUAUAUAUCGUGCUCAUCACUUACGGUUCCCGAGUUAAUCGUUAAGACUAUAAGCACUCAAUUCAAUAUGCUAUUAAUUAUGCACCAACGUAGUUCGCUACAUAAUAGCACCUUGAAAAUUUUCAAGGAAAAAGAAAUAUACUUCUUUGUUAAAAUGUACAAUACAUUUUGUGCACGCUUGGUAAUAGUAUUCUGUGAUUUCGCAUAGAACAAGCUUUUCCACUACAGCACUGUAAUGAUAAACAAACGUUAUCGUAUAGUGCUUAACGAACUUCAGUUUCGAUUACACUUUGCAACUCGACAGACAUCCCAUACCGCGCGUUAUCUUAUUUCUCGACUUAGAUAUCGGACAUGCGACCAUUGUACAUCGUAAUUACAUUGCUGCCCAUUUUCGUAAUGGGAGUCGAGGAUGUAACCGCGUGCAAUUGCGAGCACUGUGACGAGGAAAAAGUGAUCGGGUUGGGAGAGAAGGAGACUACUACUCAGGCCAUGUAUGCGGAGGACAGUGAUAAUGAUGGUAAUCGGACAAUUUGCGCCAGAAAUCGUGAUUUUAACGAUCGCACAUUUCCAAGCGUCUGUUACAUGCUGUGUUACAAUCGUUGCACUAGAUACCGAAUGACGGUAGUUGAAAAGAAUGACGUGAAGAAGUACGUUGUAAUUGCAUACAGAGAGAAUUAUUAUAAAUUGCGAGAUGGACCGUGCUGAAAGAGAAGAUUAUUAUGUGCUUCAACAGAAUCGUAAUCGAAAAGGUCGAUGUGUUCAAUUAUUAAAUAAGUUUAUAAGCAGCAGUUUCGCGAAAUAUUGAAGUUUUUAUAUUAAUAUACGAAGAAAAUGUAUAUUUUAGUUUUAUCAUCCUUAAUGGUUUUUUUCCAAUGUACUCUCUUUAAAUAUAGACGUAACUCAAGACGGUUAAAUACAUUUUUUAAGUAUCUAUUGCAGUAUAGAGCGAGUGUUGUGUGUAAUCAGGAUUCCACACGACGGCUUGAAAUACGGUAAGAACGCGAGGAAAAGUACAUCGAGAGCAUAGCGUAGGCAGAGCUUACCGUGAUCAAGGAAGCCGUACUUUCAAAGUGAGAGUCUUUCUAUUGCACUACGUGCCGAAUUUCGCAAUAUUCUUAAUGUGAAUACCUUAGAUGUAUGUAGCAAGCUUUUGGUAACCGAAACUGCGUUUCAAAUGUAUUUACAAAAAUAUUACUUCGCUAUUUGUGGUACAGCUUUACUUUCUAAGUCGUAAUGGUAUUUUUAUCGUACACUCUGAUGUAUGUGUGUAAAUAUCUGAUAACGUAGAUGAUUUUAAAUGUGUUUUGCUGCAUUAGAUUGCACGUGAAAUUAUAGAAGUGAUUCCAUCCUAGGUUUUAUUCUGCAUUCAUGUUAACGGUUUUGAAAUAUAAUUAAAUUACAAAAAGAGAACGCGUUACUUGUGAGUUUCACAGGUUUCAGAAUAA
Messenger RNA from Monomorium pharaonis (pharaoh ant), 2044 nucleotides. RefSeq lists its product as uncharacterized. The record is from RefSeq and is a predicted model, not a curated record. The coding region runs from base 951 to 1304 and encodes 117 amino acids. The transcript is spliced from 3 exons. Lineage: Eukaryota; Metazoa; Arthropoda; Insecta; Hymenoptera; Formicidae.